Messenger RNA from Quercus lobata, 742 nucleotides. Its product is annotated as serine/threonine-protein phosphatase 7 long form homolog. Gene Ontology annotation, biological process: meristem maintenance; meristem development. The transcript is spliced from 3 exons. Bases 55 to 741 code for a protein of 228 amino acids. Lineage: Eukaryota; Viridiplantae; Streptophyta; Magnoliopsida; Fagales; Fagaceae. The record is from RefSeq and is a predicted model, not a curated record.
ACAGAGAGAGAGAGAGAGAGAGACUGAGAGACUGAGAGAGUCUUAGAGAGAAAAAUGAAAUACUGGAGGGAGGGAGCACCGGAGCAGCCGAGCAGGGAGCGAGCGAUCCGAUCUCAAGCGGCGUUGACGACGAUGACGCGGAGGGGCGAGCGACGACUGGCGGAGGGGCGAGCGAGCGAUCCGAUGAACCUUGAGAUCUCCGUCUGUUGCUCGGGGCGAGCGAGCGAGCGAUCCGAUCUCAAGCGGCGACGGCAUUGCAAAGAACCCGUUGCUCUGUCUUUAGGAUUUUUUUCAGGUCAGGGUGUUCCUAGGAACACCCUGAGUUGUAAGUGGCGCCGCCACUGUAGGUGGGUGCGGGUGCCAAGCUCGAAGAGUAGGCCAUCUGGCACGACCUUGGUCCGCUAUCGCAAGCAAUUAGUGACAAUGCAGCCAGACCAGAUUGUGUGGCAGCCAUACGAGGUAGACUUCGGCCACCUUCCUGAGUUCUGCGUUGCAGGGAGGGAUACGUGGACAGCGAGGGUGCCGCUUGUGUGUUUUUGCAUAGUAGAGAGACACUACCCGGACCGUGUCCUUCGACAGUUUGGGUUGGCGCAGCAGCAGCCUGACAAUGCUGUCUACGAUGAUAGACUGCAUAAAAUUGACUUACGUGGGAAGGUGGAAAAGAAUUGGAGGGAGGAGCAUGGACCGUAUAUCAUUUCAUGGGAAAUGAGACGACAACAACUUUGUCAUGCACCUCCUUAGA